CUGGACCUGCCAGUCUCCGGUCGGACGGUAGGUUGAGUCUCCAUCUGGAUCAGGAGGAACCGAGCUGUAGCGUUAACCGACCGAUGGCGGAGGAGGUCUGACAGAGACCGGUACCGGGGCCUACAUGGAGACCUGAAACCGAACAUGAGCACAACAUCCUUAAUGAUGCGCAGGUCAUCGGUUCUGUUCUGUGUUCUGUUCGGAUACAUCAUCGGACGUUCGGACGCUGCGCCCCCCGUCAGCCCCGAUGCCUGGUUCGGCUCAGACUCCCGGGGAGGCAUCCAGACCCCUCCACCCGGAACCAGGUCCUCCCUCGAUCCCGGACCCGGACUCCAUCUGACGGCUGCUGUUGUUUCAUCCGACCCGAAGGCCUCUAGAAGCCCCGCGAUCAGAACCGGAACCGUUUCCCCUGAAACCGGGUUAAUCUCAGCCAUAAGGGAACCAGUGGCUGGUCCGGGUUCCGGACUAAGCAGCACUCGGAAACGGUCCACUGAGGCCCAGACGGUUCUGGCUCCUGAGAAGAUGCUGCAGACGCUGAUGUCCAUGGUCUCCUCCCAGCGCUCAGACAACGACGCCUGGGCUUCAGAACCGAACCCUGCUGUCACCUCAGCGGAAAUAGGUCCGGAGCCCUCGUGCAACUGCAGCAGCGGCAGCGAGGGGAUUCAGAACCCAGAGGAGUGUGACCCGAGGACCGGUCAGUGUUUGUGUGUGUCGGGCUACAGCGGUCUGCAGUGUGACGAGUGUGAGGGGGAGUUCUUCACCAAUGGCACCAGCGGCUGCCUGCCCUGCUCCUGUGACUCCUUCGGUGCCAUGAACCUCCUCUGUGACAGCUCAGGAAGCUGUGUGUGUAAGCCAGGCGUUUACGGGCCCAAGUGUGACGAGUGCCACCCGGGCUUCUUCCACUUCAGCAACACCGGCUGUCGGCCUUGCCGGUGCAACAACCACACCAGCUCCUGCCACCCUCAGUCCGGAGUGUGCCUGGACUGUGAGGGGAACACCCAGGGAUCCAACUGUGAGGAGUGUAAGCCCGGGUUCUACCGUAGGCCCGGUUCUACCCUGGACCAUGCCUGUGCACCAUGUCCCUGCUCCAACUCCACCUCCACUGGCACCUGUCGCACCGGUGGGAGUGGCUCUCUGGUGUGUGAGCAGUGCCGUCCUCCCUACAGCGGUCCGCUCUGUGAUCAGUGCAGUGCUGGUUUCUACAGGGAGUCAGGGGUGUGUGUUCCGUGUGACUGCAGCGGGAACGCGGACCCCCGAGGCCUGGACCCGCUUUGUCACCCUGACACCGGAUCCUGCCUCCGCUGCAUCAACAACACCACUGGGCCUCGGUGCCAGCUCUGUGCUCCAGGAUUCAUCGGGGAUGCACUAACACACAACUGCACCCGUCCAGCGACCCGCCUCCUUUCAGGACCAGCAGAUCCAUCUCCACCCAAGGCCCCCGCACCCAGCAGAUCCUCGCCCACGUCGUCUUUCACCAGUGUCACUUUGACUUACAUCACCACCAGCAGAGGCUUCCCAGAGCCCAACAGCACCCAGGCUGUGCUGAGCAGCCUCAGCAGCCCAACUGACAACACCACAUCUGCCCUGACGGAGGUCUCGUGGACCCAGUUCAACAUCAUCAUCCUUGCCGUCAUCAUCCUGGUGGUGCUGCUGCUGCUUGGCUUUGUGGGGGGCGUGUACACUUAUCGAGAGUACCAGAACCGCAAGCUCAAUGCCCCCUUCUGGACCAUCGAAUUGAAAGAAGACAAUAUCAGCUUCAGCAGCUACCAUGACAGCAUCCCCAACGCCGACGUGUCGGGCCUUCUGGAGGACGAGGCCAGCGAGGUUGUGCCGAACGGCCAGCUAGCCCUCACCACUCAGGGAAACUGCUACAAGGCUUAGCGUCCACCCGAUCCCAGACCAGAGUCCUGCGUCGUCAGACACCACACAGCUGCUGUUUCCUGCUUGUCCUCCAAAUCCAGAACACUCUGCUUCACCAUAUGCAAAGAGAUGUAGGAAUAUUUUCCCUUUUUAUAGAAUUCAUUUGUGAAAUGGAUGAAAAAGGAUCCAAAGAAGCUCCACUAACCCUUUUGGAGCCAGCAGAGGGCGCUGCUGCCCUGGUUAACUGGGUGUGAGACAGGCAGGUGGGCUGAAGCAGAUCCCGGCACCAGAGAGGACUUCCUGGAGCCUUUCCUGUGUUUUUAAGCCAGAUCACUCACAGUGAUCCAAACUAAGUGACUGAUAUUUAUUUUGUGUUGUUUUUAUUUAUUUAUUGGGGGGUGGGGGGGUGGGGCUGUAGGAGGCGUUUUGAAGAAGCGCGGAUGACCUCACAUGACCUUUAUAACUUCCUGUGUUUGGUUCAGGUGUGUCAGCUAGCUGAGGUGUGAGAGGAGUGUGUGUUUACCUGUAAUCAUUCACCAUCCGGCCUGGCUGCAGGAAAGUGACACAUUCCUGUGUGUUAAUCUGUAACAAUCUAAUCUAAUCUGCUGUUUGCUGCCUACCUCAGCAAAAACCCAUGGACCAAGCUGGCUGGGGGGCUCGUCAUCUCCUCGUCUGAAACGUAGACCAGCUGAGCUGAACCAGUAAAGCUAGUGAUGGAAGAAACUCCUCAGGUGUUCAGCCAUCUGGUACCGGGCCCAGGCAUCUGGUACCGGGCCCAGGCAUCUGGUGCCCAGCCCAGGCAUCUGGUACCGGGCCCAGGCAUCUGGUGCCCAGCCCAGGUGUCUGGUACCGGGCCCAGGCAUCUAGUAUCGGGUUCCACUUCCCGAUGGCUGAUAGCUGAGCUCCAGUACCAGGUUCUGGUAUUCAGGUACCUGGUUCUGGAGCUCUUCAUGGGUUUUCUGUAGAUACUCUCCAUGUACAGGUGAAUGUAAAUAGUAGCACUGGUACUGUACAGACAUGUGUGUGGCACCGUAACACAACCCGACCCAACAGGACCGGACCCGUUCCCUAACCCAACACCAGCCCACCUGAUCCAGGACCAGGCUGGUGCUGCCCUCUCCUCACACUGUUUCUAUCGUUUCCUUUUAUAAACAGACUCUGCUGCUGGACUCCAGACUUUGUAAAUAAAAUUCAGAACCAGAACUCAAAUAAAAA
This is a messenger RNA of Nothobranchius furzeri (turquoise killifish), 3075 nucleotides long. RefSeq names its product multiple epidermal growth factor-like domains protein 9. Lineage: Eukaryota; Metazoa; Chordata; Actinopteri; Cyprinodontiformes; Nothobranchiidae. The record is from RefSeq and is a predicted model, not a curated record. Gene Ontology annotation, biological process: animal organ morphogenesis; tissue development.